AUGUUCCGGGGGACCGUCGCAAGGAUGGCAUCUGCACGUAAAGAAUUGAUUGGGACGACUGGACGUCGCUACGAGUUCAAGUCUUUGAUUCAAGAAAGACCUCAUCUGGGUCGUGUCUGGCUGGCAAAGUCAGGUCCAGCUCAAUUCAUUUUGAAAGAUGUACCGGAAGAUAUUUUCUCCAACUUCAAUGAAAGAAUACAACCCCAGCUUAACAAAAGCCCCUAUAUACGGCUACCACAUGACGCUAUACCAGGCGAACGGGUUCUCGUUUACAAGUACUUGAAGGACGACUUUUUGGAUCUCGUCAGGAGGGAAAUACCGAUGCGAGCCCGAAAGAAGAUCCUCAAGGCUAGUUUGCUAGGGAUUGCGGAGUUGCAUGACAAGAAUGUUGUUCAUCUAGACAUUAAACCGGAUAAUAUUAUGGUUGACAGUUACUGCGACCGCAAAGAUGGUUCUGUCGAACGGGUUCAACUCAUCGAUCUCGAAAAUGCCGCUUACCUUCCGAAAGGCCGAUGCAUCAAAGGCAUGCUGGCUGGAAAUGAUAACUGGCGCAGCCCCGAAGCACAUUUCAAGGGCGAGCUAAACAAACCGACGGAUAUAUUCUCCUUCGGUAUUGUUUGCAUUUACGCUGUUCUCGGUCGCGUCAUCUUCGGGCCCGAUGAAGAUUUUGAGAAGCACCAUGCGCAGGGAGCACUUCCUAUCUUCAUUCGUCUCCAGCGUCAGGUCUCAUAUUUCGGAGAUCCGGAGGGAAUUAAUGGCUUGUCGAAGCAUCUCGCGGACGAUGAGUUCGGUCGUGAGGCUUUGCAGAUGUUAUGGGAUGAAAGGCUAGAAGAGCACAUCCCAUACAGGCCUUUUGCCGAGUGGCCCGAAAUUACAGAUCCAGACUUCAAAGAUCUUAUCAGUGGCCUGACGAAUCUUGACCCGGCGAAACGCAUUACAGCACGCCAGGCGUUGGCUCAUCCAUGGUUAGCAGGCAUCUGA
Molecule: messenger RNA, 981 nt
Organism: Aspergillus campestris IBT 28561
Lineage: Eukaryota; Fungi; Ascomycota; Eurotiomycetes; Eurotiales; Aspergillaceae
Product: putative calcium/calmodulin dependent protein kinase
Exons: 4
Coding region: 1-981 (326 amino acids)
Biological process (GO): mitotic DNA damage checkpoint signaling; protein phosphorylation
Cellular component (GO): nucleus
Molecular function (GO): ATP binding; protein serine/threonine kinase activity
Source: RefSeq, a predicted model, not a curated record